This is a messenger RNA of Drosophila obscura, 8230 nucleotides long. RefSeq lists its product as uncharacterized. The transcript has 17 exons. Gene Ontology annotation, molecular function: serine-type endopeptidase activity; protein binding; chitin binding. Gene Ontology annotation, biological process: proteolysis. The record is from RefSeq and is a predicted model, not a curated record. Gene Ontology annotation, cellular component: extracellular region; membrane. Lineage: Eukaryota; Metazoa; Arthropoda; Insecta; Diptera; Drosophilidae.
UGAGUCAGUUGAGGCUGAGACUUGAGCGGGACCACAACUGAAAACUGAAAUUCGAUCGCGUUUCGGGCUAAAUCUUUCAAAAGUCGCUAUCAGUAUCUGUGUUGCAUAUAGGAAUAAACAUAUACAUAUACUUUAUAUAAAUAUAUAGUCAAAGGAAACAUGGCCAAGUGGCUUUUGGGCCUUUGGUUGGUGCUCUUGGUGGGGCAUGGGGCGAAUGCUUAUCAUUCUGGCGGCUACCGGACGACAGGCGGCGAUCAGGCGGAACAAGCCGGGUUAUCGGCAGGGCACUCGAUGCACGGCAGCAGCGGGAACAUUCAAGAGCAGCCCAUCUACGAACGGCCAUCGGUAGGUGGAGGAGGAGCGGGAGGAGCCUGUCCCGCGCAGUUCUCAGGAGUGGUGUCCUAUCCCUAUGACUGCCAUCGCUACGUGAACUGCCACAAUGGCAGCCCCACCAUCCAGACCUGUGCACCCGGCACCCUGUUCAAUGCCGCAACCCUGGUCUGCGAUCAUCCCAGCAAUGUGGCAUGUGCAGCGCCAGCGGGAGCAGCAGCAGCUCAGCCGAAUCGAUCGGCGCGCCUGAGGGAAGUGGACGCAGAGCCGAGGUGUACGCCCGGAGUGAUUGGAUUGCAGCCACAUCCGACGGAUUGCACAAAGUUCCUCAACUGUGCCAACGGACAGGCCUUUGUGCAGGACUGCGGACCGGGCACGGCAUUCAGUCCGUCCUCCCUGGUCUGUGUCCACAAGAGCACCGUCGACUGUGGGGCAGAAGCUCCGGCCGGACACGGCUACCCCCAAGUCUCCGCGGAAGUGCCCAGCUGUCCCCCCGGUCUGCGUGGGCGGCAUCAGCAUCACCAUGAUCCGCACAAGUAUCUGGUAUGCGGCAUCGGUGUCCAAGCGAGGGUAGAGCAGUGUUCCCCUGGGCAGAUCUUCGAUGCCCACCGAUUGGUAUGUGUUUUUUCAGCCUCCUCCUCCCAGUCGUCCUCUGUUGCCUUCACAUCCUCGGAGCUUCACGUCAGCGAUCUCCUGUGCCCAGCUGGAGCGAAGGGUCUCUUUGUGCAUCCCUUCGAUCAGACCAAGUUCCUCAACUGCCAGGCCGGAAAGGUGGCCGUUCAGAGCUGCCAGCCCGGCUUCGUGUUCAGCAUAUCCAAGGGGUAUUGUCAUCUGAAAUCUCAGCUGGCAUUCGGCGAUUAUGUGACUUAUGUUAUCUCUGAGACUAGCUUCGAGUAUUCCCUGAUGCUUACUGCAUGUCCUGAUGGCCUGGAAGGACUCCAUCUCUAUCCCUACGAUGCUGGCAAAUAUGUGCGCUGCUUCGCCAGUGGCCAAUUGUCCAUCCUCGACUGUGGGCCACAGAAUGCCUUCAGCUUGUCGCAAAGAGAUUGUCGGCCGCGCCGUCAAGUGAACACUGGGGACCGGGUCAAGUUUUGGGAGGAAAUAGAAGUUCAGACGACCACCUAUAGCUACCAGCAGAAUCAGAGGGCGUCCCUGCUUAAAGAUUGCCCCCUCAACCUGCAGGGCAACUACCCCUAUCCCUUCCAUGCGGGUCACUUUGUCAAGUGCCAGCAGGGGCUGCUCCAGGUAGAAUUCUGUCCAGCUGGCUUCGUCUUCAGUCUGUCCCAGCGCGUGUGUGCGGCCCGCCAGCUCCUCCCUGCCCAUGACUAUCUGGAUUAUUCCUACAUCAGCGUUGAGUUCUCCACUGAAUUUAUGCAGGAUUUAACGGCGGUUACAUGUCCUCCCCAGAGCAGGGGCUACUACCUGCAUCCCUUCGACUGCACCAAGUAUCUCAGGUGCCUCGAUCAGCAGACAGUCAUCGAAAGCUGCCCGCAGGGACAGCUGUUCAGCAUCUCCAUGCAGCGAUGUGUGGCCCAGGAUCAACUGGCAGCCAACUACGAUCGUGUGGAGUAUCUGCGGGAGGCGCAACACGAACUGAGUGAAGGUGUCGCGGGACGACAGUCGCAUGGCAAGAAUCUGAAUGCAAAUGGCGAUGCUUCGUGUCCUCCCGGGGCCACUGGUCUGCAAGCCCAUCCGCUCGACUGCACCAAGUUCCUCAACUGCGCCAAUGGACAGACCUUCGUUCAGAGCUGUGGGCCGGGAACUGCAUGGAGCACGGCCAGCGGCACCUGUGAUUUUGCCUUUAACGUGGACUGCAGCGGCCGGAGUGGAACAAGUCAAGCGCCAGCCCAGCCGAGCGGUCCAGAGCAUAUCUACGCCCCCACGCAGCCUACCAAACUCUAAUCCGUGUGCCCCCUCUCAGCCACGCCUUCCACUGCUGUGGAAGCUCUCGAGAAUGCUGGCGAUCUGCUGUGCCCCGCUGGCGUGGAUGGUCUCUUUGUCCAUCCCUUCGAUCAGACCAAGUUCCUCAAUUGUAGGGCCGGAAAGGUGGCCGUUCAGGGCUGCCAGCCCGGCUACGUGUUCAGCAUAUCGAAGGGGCAGUGCCAGCUCAAGUCCCAGUUGGUCUACUCCGACUAUGUGGCGUACAUCGUCUCGGAGAUCAGCUACGAGUAUUCAAUGAUCCUGUCCGCUUGUCCGGCUGGCACCGACGGCCCCCAUCUCUAUCCCUACGAUGCUGGCAAAUUUGUUCAAUGCUCCGCUGGCAAGAUGUCCGUGCUCGCCUGUUUCCCGCAGAUGGCCUUCAGUCUGUCGCAGAAGGCUUGCCGGCCGCGGGGUCAAGUGAAUGGCGGAGAUCGCGUCAAGUUCUGGGAGGAGCUGCAGGUUCAGACCACGUACAGCUAUCAAGACACUCAGACCUCGCCAUCUCCGCUCAAAUCGUGUCCCCGAAGUCUCCAGGGCAACUACCCCUAUCCCUUCCAUGCGGGUCACUUUGUCAAGUGCCAGAAUGGGCUGCUCCAGGUGGAAUUCUGUCCAGCUGGCUUCGACUUCAGUCUGUCCCAGCGCGAGUGUGCGGCCCGCCAGCACCUCCCUGCCCAUGACUAUCUGGACUACGAAUACCUCAGGGGCCAGUUCUCGACUGACUUUAUGCAGGACCUCACAAUGAUCACGUGUCCGCCCCGCACCCACGGCUACUAUCUGCAUCCCUUUGACUGCACCAAGUAUGUGAUCUGCUGGGAUGAGCAGACCGCCAUCGAGAGCUGCAAGCAGGGCAAGGUGUUCAGCAUCUCGCAGCAGCUGUGCGUGGCCAGGGAUGAGGUGGCGGCUGCCAACGAUCGCGUGGAGUAUCUGAGCGAGACGCAGCAUGAACUGAGCGAAGAGGCCGACGCAGAGGCGCCCUUGCCAGGCAGGGCAUUUCCCCUCCCACUUGACGGUGGUGGCUAUCAGCCACAACCCUCAGCACCUGCGCUUGACGGAGCUUACGGGGAAUCGCAGGGCAGAGGCGGCUACCCACCACAACCAGCUGCACCUGGAUUUGGGGGGGAAAAUCAAGCAUCGUUUCGGAGCGGCUUCCAACAUGCCGGAGGAUACACGCCACAGCAACCUGUACCCGUACCUGUCCUUGGCGGAGGAUACUCGCCACCGCCAACCGCACCUGCAGCUAGCGGAGGAUACCAACCAACUGGAGCUACCUACUUGGGCGGAGGAUACGGGCAGUCGCAGGGCAGGAGCUACCCGCAAGAAGGAGGCUACCAGCCCGCGCCUGCUGCUUUGCUGUGUCCGGCCAGAGUGACGGGCCUGUUCCCGAAUCCCUUUGAUGCCAUGGGCUAUCUGCAUUGCCUGGAGGGACACACUCUGCCACGGAGAUGUUCGAGCGAGGAUGUCUUUAGCAUUUCGCGCGGUUUUUGCGUGCCUCAAGGGCAGGUGGCCCGCUGGGAUCGCAUACAGCAUAGCCAGCAGAGAUCCGUGGAGGAGGCUGCCUCUGUGAGAUGUCCGACGGGUGCCAGUGGCUACUUUGUCUAUCCUUUCGACUGCUCAAAGUUCGUGAGCUGCGGGCCAGACGGAAUGCUGCUGACGAGCUGUCCCGCAGACCAAUAUUUCAGUGUAUUCCACGGUCUGUGCCAGCCCAAGGAGCAGGUGAAGCGCGAGGAUCGCCUCUACACGCACACCGAGCUGCUGAUCAUCUACGAAUGGACGCAGCAAAUGAAGGCCGAGGGUGCCAUUCCCGUCUGCCCAGUGGGGAUCGGUGGUUCCCUGCCGCAUCCGCGCAUUGCGAGCAAGUUCAUCAGAUGCCAGCCGGGGCAGGCCGAGAUCUACGACUGUCCGAGUGGGCAGAUUUUCAGCAUUUCCCGUCGAUUGUGUGUGCCGGACGCCGAGCUGCCCAGCCACGAUCGCUGCGAUUACAUCGUCGGGGGUGAAGGGGAAGCCUCCUAUGGAGGCUGGAGGGAUCAGCCGAAUGACCAUCGCCAGUCCAAGACGUACGAGACGGCUGGCCAGGAUCCGUGGGGCAACCAUUAUGUGGCCAGGACAACGACCACGACGCGAGUGGUGGGCGAGGGCGAUCGUUGGAGGGACAUGAAUAUGCAGCGUCCUCCGGGCAUCGGCUUCCAGCACAGUCCCCAGUACCACGGCUGGUCCGGCCAGGGCAGCUCCUACGCCCAUCGCAGCCCCACCCAGAGGGUGCUCUAUGUGGAGAGUUCGCUACAGCCCAACCGUAAUUAUCCUACAUCUAAGACUCCUCUGGCCCCCAUGGCUCCCAGCACUCCUCUGGCCCCCAUGGCGCCCAGCACUCCUGGCCAGGUGUUCUACGCCGAACCCGUUGAGCAGGAACAGAACCGACGAGUACCCGCUCCAGGCAGCAGUCCCAACUACAGCCCCAGGGUGGAUCAUGGCUCACCAGCACCCCCCAACAGAUGGCAGCCCAUUGCCCCGAACCAAACGCCAUCAAUGCCUCCACUCGCUCCGCUCGCUGGACAACAGCCCCUAGACCUCGACUAUAGCCCCGACAAUGCACCGACAUACAAUCAGCAUCAGCCCAGUGGCCAGCCCAGGGACCUCCAUUCCAGAACUCCUCCAGCAGGACAGCAGCCAAUCGACUUGAACUACAAUCCACAGGAGCCUCAGACCUAUCCUCAAGCACCCAAUCGGGGAUUGCUGCCACCCAAUCGGGAGCCCGAUCAGCUGCCCAGUGAAUCCCAUCAGAUAGGCACCCGCUUCAAUCCAAGUGCCCCACUGCAGCCCCAUUUAGCCAGUCCCAGCAGUCGGGCAACUCCUUCCGAUGAAUCGAAUCUCUAUGGGGGUUUGCUGCCUCCCAGUCCCAGUCCCACUCCCAGUUCCAGUCCGAGUCCCAGUCCGAUACCGACAACAAAGACGCCCCCGAGGCUGCACACGUAUCCCAUCUAUCCGCGCAUAGCCAAUGCCUCGGUGCCACAGAGUGGCAGUCAACCGCAUUAUAGUCCCUCGUAUGCGGGCAUCGCCCAUUCGCGUAAUGCCUCCUGGGCCAAGGGGUCGUCAGUGGUAACCAGCACGACGACAGCCGACCCCGACUACAGUCUGUUCGGCUCUGACGACGAUUUUGACUACGAUGAGACAGAUCUCCCCAGGGGCGAUGAGCAACCAGAGACGACCACAACAACGACCGCAAGCCGUGGCUAUGCGCGGCCGCCUCCCUACAAUCACCAGUUUUAUGCUACCCCCAGGAGCCCCUUCUCCCAAGCGCCCACAACGCCCGAUUCAGUCUCCCAGCUGGCCAUCAGUGAGGCACUGAAGCUCAUGCUGCGCCCCUACUUCAAUCACAGCGGCAAUGCCCAGGACAGGCAGGCCAAGCAGGCGGAAUUGGCAAUUGUCUCUGUGAUUAGCCAGCCACCAACCAGUACUAGCACCACGACGACAACCACAACAACAACUCCAAUCCCUGUUAGAAUAUCAACGACAACACCCAAUCCAGACGAUGACGCCGAACUGAUUAGGGCCGGGGAACAGGAGAGCUUGGACCUAACUGACGACGACUCUGACUCUGACCCUGACUCUGUUUUUCCAGAUGCUGGGGAAACGGCCCGUACCGAGCAGACAGUAGAUCCCAUCACAUACCAGUCCCCGACCGACUACCAUCGGAGCACCCGCACAGCGGAUAUCGAAACCACAACGAAAGCAAUCAAUUGGCACGCGUCCGGUCACAGUCGUGACUUCCACAGACGCCAUCCAAAUCUCCUCGAUCCGCACUCGCUGCGCCCCCUGCAAAGACACAAUCACCUUCCCCCCCAUCACCACAAUCCGCACAGACACCACCACGAGCACAGUCACAGUCCCGACUUCCAUCGUCGCCAUCCAGAGAUGCCCAAUCCCUUCAGCAAAAAAAAAACUCCAGCCGAAUGGCAGCAGCCAGAGGAGGAGCAGGAGACGGAGAAGGAGACGGAGAAGGAGGAGAACGACUGGGAGCUGAUGGCCAAUCCGAAUGCCGAGUCUGUCACACCCCGAAUCGGUGUGCGAAGCUCCUUCAAUGAUAGCUGCGAAUUCGAUUGCCAGAACGGAAAGUGCGUGCCGCAGGCCUCUGUCUGUGAUGGCGUCAAUCACUGUGGCAAUCGUCGGGACGAGAGCAACUGCCACCACUUGGGCUACGAGGUGCGUCUGACCGGCGGCGAGCAGCCGCACAUGGGUCGGAUAUCGGUCAAGAUCAAUGGCCAGUGGGGCUAUGUGUGCGAUGACAAGUUUGGGCUGCGGGACGCCGAUGUGGUGUGCCGCGAGCUGGGCUACAAAUUGGGCGCCCAAGAGGUACGCGGCAGCUCCUUUUAUGCACCUGGCGAUCAGAACUUCAACUACGCCAUGGACGAGGUCGAGUGCCAGGGCAACGAAACGAUGCUCAAGGAUUGCGACUUCAAGGGCUGGGGCGUCCACAAUUGCGGCGUCGAUGAGGUGGCCGGCGUGGCGUGCAAGGUGCCCGUGAUGAAGUGCCCGGACAACUACUGGCUCUGUCAGACCUCCAAGGAGUGCAUUCCGCCCGCCUUCGUCUGCGACCACACGGCCGACUGUGCGGAUAAGUCGGACGAAAGCCCGACCGUCUGUCAGGCACCUGUUGAGUUCCGUUUGGAGGGAGGACGCAGCUCCAAUGAGGGGCGACUGGAGGUCAAGUACCAUGGCGUGUGGGGUAGCGUGUGCGACGAUGACUUCAACUUGAAGUCCGCGCAGGUGGCAUGCAACUCCCUGGGCUACUAUGGGCCAGCGAAACUGGAGAAUAACAUCUUUGGGCAUGCGAACGGACCCAUUUGGCUGGAUCAGGUGAUGUGCUUUGGCAAUGAGAGCAGCAUCGACAAGUGCAGCCACUGGAACUGGGGCGAUCACAACUGCAAUCACACCGAGGAUGUGGCCCUGCAUUGCGCGGCAGGACCUCCGCCUCGAGCAGCCAGCCGCCUCAAGGCGUUGAAGCAGGCUGGCGCAGGGAAGAGCGCAGCUCUGACCUACUCCGACAUUGGACUGUGGGAGCGGUCCAGCCGAGCCAUGCGCUCGCCUCGGCGCUGCGGCAUCUUCAAGGACGACCUGUCGGAUGAGUAUGCCGCCCAUGGCGGGGAGCGUGUGAUCAAGGGCAACACGGCGCGUCGGGGCCGUCAUCCUUGGCAGGCCACCAUUCGAACACGAGGACGUGGCGGCAUCUCCAGCCACUGGUGCGGCGCCGUGGUGAUCUCCAAGCGUCACCUGCUCACAGCCGCCCACUGUCUGUAUGGCAACGCGAAGGAUGCGUACUUUGUGCGCGUGGGCGAUCACUAUGCCAACAUAGCCGAGUCCUCCGAGGUGGACACCUUCAUUGAGAAGUGGUACACGCACGAGAAGUUCCGCGACGGCACCCACAUGAACAACGACAUCGCUGUGGUGGUGCUGAAGCGGCCCCUCAAGUUCAGCGACUAUGUCCAGCCCAUCUGUCUGCCGGACAAGAACGCGGUGCUCCGAGCCAAUCGAAACUGCACAAUCUCCGGCUGGGGCUCCAUCAAAUCGGGUGUGUCCACUCCUGCCCAGGUGCUGAGAUCUGCGGAGCUGCCCAUUCUGCCGGAUGCCACCUGCAAGCAAUCGAAAGUCUAUGGCUCAGCCAUGUCCGAGGGCAUGUUCUGUGCUGGUUCCAUGGACGAGAGUGUAGAUGCCUGCGAGGGCGACUCUGGCGGUCCGCUCGUCUGCUCUGAUGACGAUGGCGAAACCUUGUAUGGCCUCAUAUCGUGGGGCCAGCACUGCGGCUACAUGAACAGGCCAGGUGUCUAUGUGCGUGUGAACCAUUAUAUCGAUUGGAUCUACGAGAAGAUCAACGAGAGCUUGUUGCGCUUUUAGAGGGACCUUCCUUUUCGCUCACACGACUACUGUACCAAUAUAAAUACGAAUUUUGUAAUUUAACUUGUAAUAAAUAAAUAUUGUUUUUAAUUUU